UCAGCGUUCCUCCCACUGGCUGUCCCAACCUCCUCUCGCCUUGCGAUUACGCUGAACUCUCCUCCAGUUUCCCCAGGAGACAGUCAUUCACAUUGGAGCACAGUCCACCGCUCUCUUCACUUCCAGCUGUCCCCCUGCAAACAGGAAGCGACCCGCUCACCCGCUGAGCUUAGCAGCGAUGGCGUGAGGGCGGAGAUAGGAGUGAAGAGUGGGCUUCAUGUCUGGGAGGUGGUGUGGAGGCCUGAACACAGAGGGACUCAUGCCGUUGUGGGCAUUUCGAGGCAGGACUGUCCCCUGCAGUCUUCAGGGUACAAUGUGCUGGUGGGGGCAGACUCACAGUCCUGGGGAUGGGAGCUCAAAACCAAUCAGCUCUGGCAUGGUGGGCAAACUCUGAAGCUUUACCCAGAAAAUGGGAGUAGGAGGAGGAGUCACUCUGAGGUGGCAGCUGAUUCAAAGUCACAGUCCUCCUCUUCAUCAAACGCAAAGAUGGCACAAACACCUCUCCUCAUUCCUGAGCGUGUCCUGCUGGUUCUGGAUGCCGAUGCCGGGACUCUGGGGUUUGUUGUCAAUGGGAGCUUCCUUGGCGUAGCUUUUAAGGACCUCCCUCGAGAUGUGGAGCUGUUCCCAGCAGUGAGCAGUGUGAGAGGAGGAGCCUGCAUUCGACUGCGCUACCUGAAUGGUUCUACACGAGAUCCUCCAUCCCUCAUGGCUUUAUGCAUACUGUCGAUUCGUCAGAAUUUAGGACAGAAGAGGUUAAAACAUACGGACAAAUUGCCUCUACCCCCUUUUCUCCAGCGCUGUCUGGCUCCCAGUCAUUAAUCUUCCACGCAAACGGACAUGAUGGAUACUUUUGUCAGUUACUGCAGUUUACCAAGGAUCCAUGCCCUUUUCUAUGAAAUACUGAUGUAAAUUCUGUAAAUCUUACAUUAUAUGCACAAGUAUAAUUAUUUUUAUCUUAUUUACUACAAAUGUGUAUGUUUAUAGAUGUUUUGUAAUAUUUUUUAAAAGAAAUUUGGGGGAUUUAGGGCAGUUCUGUUUGGUACAGGUCUGGUUUCUUCUUUUGUGCAUCUAAUA
Molecule: messenger RNA, 1074 nt
Organism: Oreochromis aureus
Lineage: Eukaryota; Metazoa; Chordata; Actinopteri; Cichliformes; Cichlidae
Product: SPRY domain-containing SOCS box protein 1-like
Exons: 2
Biological process (GO): proteasome-mediated ubiquitin-dependent protein catabolic process
Cellular component (GO): SCF ubiquitin ligase complex
Molecular function (GO): protein binding
Source: RefSeq, a predicted model, not a curated record